This is a messenger RNA of Ilex paraguariensis (yerba mate), 222 nucleotides long. The record is from the annotation of a GenBank genome assembly. Lineage: Eukaryota; Viridiplantae; Streptophyta; Magnoliopsida; Aquifoliales; Aquifoliaceae.
AUGCUUAUCCAUACAGAACAAAAACCAGGAUCAAUGUUCACACUAGCCAAAAUUUCAAAGCCUCUAGACGUCUUCAUCUUCUCGUUCUUAGACUCUUGCCACUGUUCUCUUAACUCAGGUUUCCUCUUCCCAUUAAUACUCUUGCCACUGUCAUCUACUUGCGCUACUUCAAUUAAUGCAGAAAAAAUUGAUGGAAGAAAUCCAGCAGGUGGUGAAAUGUAG